CGGAUCCGCCCAGCCAGGCGUCACAGCACCGACAAGAUGGCCGAGAGUACGGGACGAAAGUGAGGGAGGAAACAAAAACACUGGCGAGCUAUCCCUGCCGCGGACGCCGGACCUGUUAGAGCUGCCGAAGGGGAAAGAUAACAGCUGGGUCGUCGGUUCGUUCAGGGCUCGGUUUCGUGGGUGACAUUUGCGUUAUGCGGGAAAACAGUGCUCUGAGCCAGCUCGCUGCUCGUUGGUCAGGGUGUCUGCGUUGGCUAGCAAGCUAGCGGGCUAACCAUGCUAGCUAGCUGACAACACCGUUAGCGAGAGAAGACGCUUUGAGAAAGUGACAGACAACCUAAUUUAAAAAGAAAAAAAAACAGCUGUUGCUAUUUCUUUGUUUCAUUUUUUUUUUUUAUCAAUUGUUGCAGCAGCACAACUUCCCCGAGUGAGAAAUCGGACUGAACGCACUAGUUAACGCCUAACCAGCUGGUUAGCAAACUAACAUUGCGGAUUUCUUGCUUGCAGCUUCAGACUUAGCACUAGCACUCGUCUGUUAGCUUGCUCAGCUGUUUUUUUGGAUGACUUGGGGUUGUUCCGACACAGGAAAGACUCACCAGUCUGUGUGGAAGGACAUUUUUCUCUGUGGAAAGACGCUUUUCUCUCUACAUAUAAGCGCCUGAGACGGUCCACAGUAGGCCUGUGUGAGCAGGUGUCCUGGAGGAUUGCUAACAUUAACGGUCUCACAGCUGGGACUGUAAACACAAGUCAAGCCGAGGAGGUCUCAGCGUUGUCAGACAAAUCCAGUCAGCAUCACCAUGGCCCAUUCUCCUGUUCAGGGCAACCUGCCGGGGAUGCAGAAUGCCAAAGCUGAUCCGGAGGAGCUGUUCACCAAGCUGGAGCGAAUUGGCAAGGGUUCGUUUGGCGAGGUGUUCAAAGGCAUCGACAAUCGGACCCAGAAAGUAGUCGCCAUCAAGAUCAUAGACCUGGAGGAAGCGGAGGAUGAGAUCGAAGACAUUCAGCAGGAGAUCACGGUGCUGAGCCAGUGUGACAGCCCCUUUGUGACCAAGUACUACGGCUCAUACCUGAAGGACACAAAGUUAUGGAUCAUUAUGGAGUAUUUAGGUGGAGGCUCGGCGUUAGAUUUGAUGGAGCCCGGAGCUCUGGAUGAGACCCAGAUUGCCACGAUCCUGAGAGAGAUCCUCAAGGGCCUGGAGUAUCUGCACUCUGAGAAGAAGAUCCACAGGGAUAUCAAAGCCGCCAACGUGCUGCUGUCCGAGCAAGGAGAGGUGAAGCUGGCAGAUUUCGGCGUGGCGGGACAGCUCACCGACACUCAGAUCAAGCGCAACACCUUUGUUGGCACGCCCUUCUGGAUGGCCCCCGAGGUCAUCAAACAGUCGGCCUAUGACUCUAAGGCUGAUAUCUGGUCUCUGGGCAUCACAGCCAUCGAGCUGGCGAAAGGUGAGCCACCCCACUCGGAGCUCCAUCCCAUGAAGGUUUUAUUCCUCAUCCCAAAGAACAACCCGCCCACACUGGAGGGCAACUACAGCAAACCGCUCAAGGAGUUUGUCGAGGCCUGUCUCAACAAAGAGCCCAGUUUUAGGCCAACUGCCAAAGAGCUGUUGAAGCAUAAGCUGAUCGUUCGCCAUGCGAAAAAGACUUCCUACCUGACCGAGCUGGUGGACAAGUACAAGAGGUGGAAGGCAGAGCAGACUAGAAUCACAGAGUCCAGUUCUGAUGAGUCUGACUCAGAGCAGGACGGCCAGGCGUCGGGCGGGAACGACUUUGGCAGCGAUGACUGGAUCUUCACCAUUCGAGAGAAGGACCCCAAGAAGCUGCAGAACGGGGAGGGACAGUCGGGGGCAGCAGACCAGACUAAAGACAUUCCAAAGAGGCCUUAUUCACAGAGCUUGGCCACAGUCAUCUCUCCUGCAUUAGCUGAGCUGAAGGCAAGACAGGAGCAGGUGAAUGGGAACCCCAUGGUCCUGGAUGAGCUGAGGGAGGCCAUCCUGCUGGCUGAGGAGGCCUUCCCCGGCAUCUCCGAUUCCCUAGUGGCUCACAUGGUCCACAGGCUCCAGAGUUUCUCCACAAGCAGGAUGUCCUCCUCCUCCCCCUAGUAACAGGGAAUCUGCCCCAGCCCUGAGCUCCCAGGCCCCCACCCCCCCACCCCCACCCCCGACAACACAGCCAGGUCGGAGGGUAAAAAGCCAGGGGUCAAGUUAUUUAAUAUCAGUGACCAUGUUUGACCUCUCCUGUGGAGCGGGGGGGGGUGCUAACUUAGCCUAUAAAAAUUACUGAACUCCAAAGCAGAGGACAACAGAGAAACUCUUGAGAGCUUCUUUUGCCACUUAUAAGAGGAGAAGUUCGGGGGGGAGCAGAACCCAUGGCAUCGUCUCGUGAUGGGACUCAAAGUCAGAGCAACACCAUGGAGUCUCUAUAUGGAAUUUGCUCGACAGAGAGCUGAAAAUCCCCCUGUCCCUCUCUUAAUGCAGGCGUCAUAUCCCCAGAACCUCUGAAAGCAUGCGUGAUGAACCUGCAGGGAUAUUAUCUUGUUGUGCAAGCUGCGUGUGCGCGUGCUUAAAUGCACAACACUUGUGUGGGCGCCUGCGAGCGUGUUUGUGCGUGUGUCUGUGUGUGCACGUGUGCUGUCGCGUAUGUAAGACUCCCUGUUAAGGCAAAUUGCAGCAUUCUUAAUGAAACCUCAGGUAAAGUGCUUUAAGUGGACUUUGUCCUUCCGAGGCAGAGGGAGGAGGAGCGGGGGGGGGGGGGGUCGCCAUGCUGUACAUGAUUUCAAGUUGUCAUUGCGGGAAAUGAAUCACUGUGUACAAAAUGGUCAUGCGCAUUUUGUAGAUAUUGAUAAUGUUUAAAAGUAGAUAUUUAAAAGUUACUCCAACAGAACAGAAAAUGCCUUGCCUUUUUGAGAUACAUACAUCUAUGUUCAGGCAUUUCAUCUGAGGUAUAGUUUGUUUUCUUUUAUUUGUUGGUGCGUGAAAUUCAGUUCAGUAUUCAUCAGUGUUUUGUUUUUUUCUCUCUAAGUGACUGAGUUCCAAUCUCCAUUUCAAUCACCUGCUGAAUCGUCAGACUAACUAUGAUACUAAGCUUACUUUGUUUAGAGGCAGACGCGUUUCCUUUGCUUUUGAAGUCGGGAGGGGACUCCAACCUGUACUUAUAUUUAGGCAAUUUAAGUCAGUUGUGAAAUUGUUUAGGACAAGAAUGAAGAUAGAUCCGUGUCGGCAGUGGCUCUUAAACAAGAAUAACAAUAUUUAAUGGAGCCAAGGACGAUAACAAGGGGGAACCACUAUGGGCGGUUGAUACUGAUAUCAUGUGAAGUAUUAUUUUUCCUUGGCUUGUAAUUUAUCUUUAGCACUACUUAAAAACUAAAGUGGAUGUGAGGAAUAACUGGAAAGGACCAUCAUAGGCAAUCGCAUCAUGACACUUGCUCAUGGCCAAACUAAACCAUAGAUCAAGCCAAGCUGCAGAAAUCAAUGCCAUCCUUAUGUCCUCACUCCAGUCCAUUUUUGUUCUCACUACCACACCAUGCUAGAAGUGCCAUGUCCUCCUUUAUGCUUUCACCAGAUUUUUGUAGUAUGAUUUGCACCUUUUUGUUUUUUAAAUUUCCGAUCAGUUUGGGGGUUUUUGCACUUUGAAAGUGUGUCAAGUAUUUAAAGAAACCUGUAAGAGGAACAACAACAACAAAAAAAACUAAAUGAAAAAAAGUUGCUAAUAGCCAUGUUUUACUAUAUAUGUUUACUUUAAGAGUUCCAGAAUUUACUACUGUGCUAAUGCAGCAAUAAUGUUGGGGAGAUGCAUCAUGACGCACUUGUCAACACAGGGAUUGAAAGAAAUUAAGAAAUAGCUGAUAUUUUUAUAACUGCAAAGAAAUAAGUAUGGAAAUAUGGAAUGCUUUAUGGAUAUGGGCAAAAAAAUAUCUAUACCUUACAGAAAAACAUAUGCUACGGAAAUAACUACAAAAUGUGUACAUUUGGUCUCCUUUAUCAUAGCGGACAGUUUAUAGUACUGUAUAUAAUCUUUGCUUGUGUCAUUUGAGAAUCCCCAAGUUAAAUGUAAGCUCCUUGUAAGCUUUCAAAGUGACAUGAGAAAUAAAGAUCUAAUGCUAACAGAGAA
Micropterus salmoides (largemouth bass) is the source of this 4104-nucleotide messenger RNA. RefSeq names its product serine/threonine kinase 24b (STE20 homolog, yeast) (gene stk24b). Bases 798 to 2096 code for a protein of 432 amino acids. The transcript has 11 exons. NCBI's taxonomy places the organism in Eukaryota, Metazoa, Chordata, Actinopteri, Centrarchiformes, Centrarchidae. Gene Ontology annotation, biological process: protein phosphorylation. The record is from RefSeq and is a predicted model, not a curated record. Gene Ontology annotation, molecular function: ATP binding; protein kinase activity.